UUUCUGCUCUCCUACGCAGGCAGGAGUGAGAGGCCCCUGGAGUCGCUGGCACCGGGAGCUUUGGAGCAUCAACGGUAACCAUGACCCCCCUGCUUCUGCUGUGUGUGUCCUUGCCCAUCAUCUCGGCAACAAUAUUGCUUGAAAACCACGAUGACUUGGAUGGCACGUUGCGUGUCAGUAUCCCAAUGGAGAUGCCUCUCCGCCCUCUGCUCGGCAGCAAGGUAGUGGUACCGUGUUACUUUCAGGACAGCACUGUCAACGACCCUGGAGCUCCAACCAUUGCCCCACUAUCCCACCGCAUUAAAUGGACCUACGUCACCAAGGAGAAAGUCACCACCAUCCUGGUGGCGUCAGAGGGAAAAGUUCAAGUGGAGACCGAGUAUUUGGACAGAGUGACGAUGAUCAACUACCCACUGGUGUCCACUGAUGCCACCUUAGAGAUAACAGAGCUCAGGUCCAAAGAUUCUGGCACCUACCGCUGUGAGGUGAUGCACGGCAUUGAGGACAACUAUGACACUGUGGACAUUCAGGUUCAAGGUAUUGUGUUCCACUACCGAGCCAUCUCCACCCGCUACACCCUGACCUUUGAGAAAGCUAAAGCAGUGUGUAUCCAGAACAGUGCCACGAUUGCCACUCCAGCCCAGCUCCAGGCUGCUUAUGAUGAUGGAUACCACCAGUGUGAUGCUGGAUGGCUAUCAGAUCAGACCGUCAGGUACCCUAUCCAGGAGCCCCGCGAGCGUUGCUAUGGAGACAAGGAGACAUUCCCUGGUGUGAGAACCUAUGGUGUGAGAGAUGUAAAUGAGACCUACGACGUCUACUGUUUUGCUGAGAAGAUGUCAGGCAGAGUCUUCUACUCCAUGUCUGUGGAGAAGUUUACCUUCUAUGAAGCUGGGGAUCAGUGUGCCAAACUUAAUGCACGCCUUGCCACUACUGGAGAACUUUACCUGGCCUGGCAGGCUGGCAUGGAUGUGUGUAACGCUGGCUGGCUGGGAGACAGGAGUGUACGUUACCCCAUCAACAUAGCCAGACCUCAAUGUGGAGGCGGGCUCCUUGGAGUGAGAACCGUCUACCUGUUCCCCAACCAGACAGGAUACCCCUACCCAGACUCCCGCUAUGAUGCCAUCUGCUUCGAAGCUGGUGAGGAUGAAGGUACUGUGCCAGUGAAGACCACCCCUUUCCCAGACAUCAUUCGCCUGACACCCGCCUCAGGAGUUUACCCAGGUAUCAUUCCCACUCCCAGGGGUGAGGAGAGCAAGGGUAGUGAAGUUGACACCCUGUCCCCAUUGCCUGUCCCACCAAGUGUGACCGACACAUUUACCAAAGUGACUCCUGUUGUACCUGAGCCUGGACUUGGACUGACAGACAUAUAUGCUGCCAUGGCUCCCACAGGUGUGGUGUUCCAUUACCGACCCAUCACUGGUCGUUACACGCUGUCUUUUUUGGAGGCUGCCAGAGCCUGCCAGAGUAUUGGGGCGAUCAUUGCCAGCCCUCAGCAGCUACAGGCAGCCUUUGAGAAAGGCUUGCACCAAUGUGAUGCUGGCUGGCUCCGUGACCAGACAGUCAGGUAUCCCAUUGUAUCACCAAGAGAUAAUUGUAAUGGUAAUCUGCCCCACCUACCUGGAGUCAGAUCCUACGGGCUGAGGCCAGCUAGUGAACUUUACGAUGUAUUUUGUUAUGUGGAACGUCUUCAAGGUGAGGUCUUCUUUACCAGUGACUACGACAGCUUUUCCUAUGAGGAGGCUGUGCAGCACUGUCAGAAACUCAACACCACCCUGGCAAACACUGGGCAGAUCUAUGCUGCUUGGAACCAAGGCCUUGACAAGUGUCGUCCAGGCUGGUUGAUGGAUCGUAGCGUGCGCUACCCAAUCACAACCCCCAGGUCCCACUGUGGAGGCGGGCAGGUUGGAGUCCACAUUAUCUACGCCUACCCCAACCAGACAGGAUUUCCUGAUGAGCACUCACGCUAUGACGCCUAUUGUUUCAAAGCCGAUAGUACUGUUGUACAUGUUGAAACAGAAACCAUUGUGAAUGUGACAACAAUGACAGUAGAUGUCAUCGACAAGACCACAGCCGUCACAAUUGAUCAUGUGGCUCCCACUGUUGAAACUACAGUGCAUACUACAGUGCAUUACAAUGAAACUCAAACUAGUGUAAAUAUUACUGGUAUAGAGGAGUUUAUCAACGAGACGACCAUCACAACUCAGCAAGCUGUUCCUACUGUGAAAACAAUUUCACCUCCAAUCCAUGUUGAUGAAUCUGGCUCUGGUUCAGCCGAUCAUUCAACCAGUGGCCAGAUCUCAGGAGAGUCCAGCACCUCCAGUGCCAGUGGAGACGCCUCUGGAUCAGGACAGAAUGUCAUCUUCAGUGGACAAACAGACAUCUUCUCUGGAGAACCGUCUGCUUCUGGAGGCCCACAAGAGGCCGAAGGAGGAAGUUCUGUCAUCUUCACAUCUGGAGAACAUGGUAGUGCCUCUGGAUCUGGGGAGAGGCUGGACGGAAGGCAUUCUGGCUUUGGUGUUUCAGGAUCAGGUUUCACAAGUGGAAGUGGAGACAUCUUCAGUAGCAGUGGAGACACAAUGAUCAUCAUGGUGGAUGGGAGGACGGUGGAAGUGCCAAGAACUCAGAAAACCCCCACUGAGCAAGAGUUAGGUCAUGGAGGCAUUGAUUCCAGUGGGACCUUCUUGGAAUCAAGCAUGUCAGGAUCGGGAGAUAUGUCUGGGACUGGCUCUGGUGGAUUUUCUGGCAUCUCAUUUAUAGACCACAGUGCUGUUGAUCUCACUGUUCAGGCAUCUGGUGAGCAGGAGGUGUCUGGAUAUCGACCCUUCCACAGCGGCUUCCCAAGUGGUUUUCCAUCUGGUGUCUCAAGUGGCGGCUCAGCCUCUGGGGACGACAUCGUCUACAUUACAGACAUUGAUUUGAUCGAAGUGACUGUAGCCCCACAGGUUAGCCACCCUCCGCAAGGAAGAGGGGAGGUGGAGGUAAGCGGGGAAGGAAGUGGGUCAGGGAUCCAUCAUGAAUUCAGUGGCACUUUGGACCAAAGACUGCAUCAGUCAGGAAGUGGUGACCAGGUGACCUACACUGACUCCGUGACUCCCGACUCAGCCUACACCAGCCCAACCACAACACCAUCAGUGUCUUUAGCAACUCCUUCUGUUGUUGAGCAGCCUGAAGUCGUGGAAGUCUCUGCAGACCCCUGUGAACCAAACCCCUGCAGGUCAGGAACCUGCAUUGUGCAGGGAGACGUUGCUGUUUGUCAGUGUCCCACUGGUUUCACUGGCGAAGACUGCUCCACACAUGUGCAGGGCUGUGCCGAGGGCUGGUUGGAGUUUAUGGGCAGCUGUUACCUCCACUUUUCGGAGAGAGACACCUGGUCUGAGGCUGAGCAGCGCUGUCAGGAGCUUAACUCCCACCUGGUUAGCGUCGGCUCUCAGGAGGAGCAGCAGUUUGUCAAUUCCAAUGGUCAGGACUACCAGUGGCUUGGACUCAACGACAAAGAUGUGCAGAAUGAGUUCCGCUGGACAGAUGGCAGUCCUUUGACCUUUGAGAAUUGGAGGCCCAACCAGCCAGAUAAUUACUUCAGCUCUGGGGAGGAUUGUGUGGUGAUGAUCUGGCACGAGGGUGGACAGUGGAAUGACGUGCCCUGCAACUACCACCUUCCCUUCACCUGCAAGACUGGUCCAGUUAUGUGCAGAGCACCUCCUGAGGUGGAACACGGCCAUCCAAUGGGCAGCAGCAGAGAGCGCUAUGCUGUCAACUCUAUAGUCCGCUACCAGUGUGAUGCAGGCUACACACAGCGACACCUGCCUGUCAUACGAUGUAUGCCAGAUGGACAGUGGGAGGAGCCCCAAGUGGAGUGUACAGAAGCUGGUGCCAACAGCAACAGGCUACACAAAAGAUCCCUCAGGAGGAGAAGUAAAGGUGUCAGCAGCCAACAGGAACAGAGGAAGCAGCACUGAGCGGGAAUGAAAGGACACACUGCAGAGAGCCACAAAGGACCCCUCUUGAAAAGAGGCAUGGACACCAAUGCAAAUGCCCUACCAAAAAGAUAAUAUUCCUCCCCAUGUAUAUACACACACACACUUUAAAGCACAUUUAGACAGUAGUAGAGUAAUUAACAUAAAUUGUGUUUCUUUGAGUGUCACUCUAAAUCUUCUAGAGACACUUUUCUAUAUAUUUAUACUCUCUUAUUUAUAGCUGUGACCCAGUAUUUGGAAGAAUUACCUGAAUGCACAAACUUUCUGCGAUUAGCUGCCAGCACUGCAAAACAAAGUAAUGUAGAUAAAGCUGUAAGAUGGGGACAUAAGAAGCUUUAGAGUGACACCUAAAGUCCAUGAAACAGCCCAAUAAGGGUAUGUGUCCAUUAAUUGCCUUUUUUUCGAGCUGGCAGCACUCAUGACCAUAAUUUGAGAGUGCUUCUCACAGACGCUUAUUGUUGCAAGGGUACGAAAGUUGGCUCACCACACUCUCCUCUGUAGUGACACUAAUGUCAAUUUUAUAAUUGCUCCAUAUGCUUAAUAUUUGGAUUUAUUAAAGGACAUUUCAUCAACAUAAAAACAAUGUAAGGCAAUAAUGUCCUGGCAUGAGCAGCAUCUUUACAUCUGGAAGUUGUACCUGUGAAAAGAAGGCUCGGAUUAGUCCGAGCCUUCUUUUCACAGGUGAUUGUGCUCUUCAAUGUGAUGAUGAUAACGGAAAGCCAAGUUUAGAGAGGAUUUGCAACAAACCUGGAUCGAAGUAGUCAGCACUCAGGCACUUUUGGGAGCAUUCAGUAACUUCUGUGCUAAUCAUCUGAAUCCAGUGCACCUUAUAAAAAACAAUCACACACACACACAACUAGGACAGUGCAGAAGACCAAUACAUUGGGAUAACUGUUGCAAAGUAUGUGCACCAAGUUUGGCAGGUUGAGUUUUAUGUUUAGGGCUUCUUAAGAGCAAUCAAUGAACUCUGAGAAUUAUGCGAAAAUGUUGCUUUUAUAAGAUUUAGAUUAACGGAAUGGAUUAGUUUCUCACUGUAAAUAUUUUCUCUACAAUUCUCUGAACAGCAGGAUCUGUCAAAACCUUUUGCAGAGCAGACAGUCGUUUGAUUUAUCAUCAACCUGUUUGUUGAUUUGUUAGUCUUAAUAACUGGUAAGGUGCAGUUAUGCGUUGUUUAUUAAGUGGGUGUGACCGCAAGCUGAACUUUAAAAGAACACAAACUGAUUUUUCAGGAGUUUUUGUGGAGGUUUCUGGCUGUUCCUCGUGUGACAGGGUCAAAUAAACAGAAAAGUAUGUCUUGAAACUCGUGAAAUGAAACAAUUUUAGGGAAAAGAAACUGUGAAAGCAGUAGAAAUUUAUAUAAAUGAUGAGAAAGAUAGAGAAGGUAGAGGUGGAAGAGGAGAUUAUAAAAUGUUGACCAUGAGGUCAAGAUUUGCUUCAACUUUAGAGCAGAUACUAGUGUCCAUAUCUGACUUCCACGGAUGAGUCAUACACGCUGACACAGCCAAAAACACACAUCAGUUAACACACAACAGAAAAUGAAAGAAGAUGAUGAGUGAGUCUGGCAAAGCUGUGAAGUGAAACACACAGCUUGCACAAAGAUUUGCACAUUUUAUACAAGAAAAUUGUAUUAAUGUAUUGUUGAAUUAAGACACUUUGGGAUGCUAUGGGUGUGUCAAUGAAUAUUUCAAAGUCUAUUUCACAUCAGGAUACGCUCACGUUUCAGUAUAACAAAAACAAAAUCUAAGGGAUUAGGCAAGGAACAGUUUUUAAUAACCAGCCAAAUCGGUGAAAGUAGUCGUCUGUAUCAGGGUUUGUGACCUUGGGAUUCUGGUACAAACGGAGCUUUCAGCAAAUCUUUCGACAAUAAACCAAAAUAUGUGUAACAUUUCACACCUCUGUUAUGACUCUGUUCAGAUCCCAAAACCUGAUGUGUGAACAUACAGUAUUCUGUGCUGUGCCAAAUAAAACUUGGAAUCAUC
Molecule: messenger RNA, 5953 nt
Organism: Labrus mixtus (cuckoo wrasse)
Lineage: Eukaryota; Metazoa; Chordata; Actinopteri; Labriformes; Labridae
Gene: acanb
Product: aggrecan b
Exons: 19
Coding region: 81-3956 (1291 amino acids)
Biological process (GO): cell adhesion
Molecular function (GO): hyaluronic acid binding
Source: RefSeq, a predicted model, not a curated record